GGGGAGAAGGUCCAGCUGCGGCGGCUGCGGGAAGCGGGCGAGCUCGGGUCGGCGGAGACGCGACUCGGAAGCGAGCGGCACUCCGCAGACACUGGGUCAAGGAGUAAGCAGAGUACGCUCAACUAGAAGAAAAGCAAGGCCAAGGUCAUCAUGGCUUCAGUAUCUACUCAUGGAAACCAAGAUAAAGAUCCCCAUUUGCCACCGUCAAACAAGAAGAGCCUGUUAUUUUGUCCAAAAUCAAAACUCCACAUCCACAGAGGAGAGAUUGCAAAGAUUAUCCGAGAAUGUCAAGAAGAAAGUUUCUGGAAGAGAGCUCUGCCUUUUUCUCUUGUAAGCAUGCUUGUCACCCAAGGACUUGUCCACCAAGGUUAUUUGGCAUCUAAUCCAAGAUUUGGAUCAUUGCCUAAAGUUGCACUUGCUGGUCUUUUGGGAUUUGGACUUGGAAAGGUAUCAUACAUAGGAGUAUGCCAGAGUAAAUUCCAUUCCUUUGAAGAUCAGCUCCGUGGGUCUGGUUUUGGUCCAGGGCAUAACAGGUUUGUAAUCUUUUUUAUUGAAGGGAUUGUAAAUGAAGAUAAUUAUAAGAAAUCAAAUAAUAGAUCAUCACCAUUUGUAACAUUAAAGUUUUUAAAAAUCCAUAUGUUAAAGAAAACUUUUUAACCCUCAAAUUUUGAGUUGUUGCCACCUAACUUCAAUAAUUUUUAUUUAAUAUUUAUCUUAAUUACCUAACAAUUUCAUUUCCACAACAGAUAUAUUUAAUGAGUAUUCACUACAUUCAAGGCAUUUUGAAAAGUCUCUAAUCAGUACCUUAAUGAGCAGACGUGGCUUCUACUAUCAUGUGGCUACAUGAAAUUUAAACAGAUUUCUCCACUACAGGACCUCCCAGGGCCUUUAAUAUGUUAAUAUGUAUUGUGGUUCUCAAGAGUGGAUAUAAGCAGUAGGACUUUGGAGUUAGCAGCAUGACCUCUGCUGUUAGACUGCCUGGGUUAAAAACCAGUUCAACACUUACUAAGCUGUGUGACCUUGGACAAGUUUCUUAAAGUCUCAAAUCUUCUGUUUUCUCAUCUGUAUUAAAUGGUGAUCAGAAUUGUUUCCAUGAGGAGAUGUAGAGAAUGAAAAUAAUUAUCCAUGACACUUAGUAAGUGCUCAGUUAACAUUAGCUAUUUUUACUAUAGUAUUAUGGACUAUAAGGAGCCUGAUGGUACAACAGUUAAGUGCUCAACUCCUAAUCAAAA
Molecule: messenger RNA, 1232 nt
Organism: Trichechus manatus latirostris (Florida manatee)
Lineage: Eukaryota; Metazoa; Chordata; Mammalia; Sirenia; Trichechidae
Gene: OCIAD2
Product: OCIA domain containing 2
Exons: 6
Coding region: 151-657 (168 amino acids)
Cellular component (GO): mitochondrial inner membrane
Source: RefSeq, a predicted model, not a curated record